AACACAAAAACGUUGUUGAUAAUAUAAUUUAUAAAAUAAAUAACAUACAUACAAAAUAUAAAUCUGAGAUUAGAAAUUGCACGCUAUCUUGCGGCCAAUAGUUUCGUUAAGUAUUUUUGAAACUAACCGGCCUCUCUUAACACGUACACUACGUAAAGACAUACAGUAUAAAUUAGGGCCUCUGUAUAUUACUCUGCAUUUAUAUAAUGAAGGGAUAAAAAUCCUGAAAACAGAUUUGAAUUCAUUGACAAGUGACAAGUCCACUCUUGUGGUCGACUUUCCCACAUUUUUGUUAAUUUUCAUUAUUUUCUAAAUUCUUAACGUUUUAAAAUAUAAUCAUUCCGCAUAUUUUGUUGUCGGUCGAGAUGUUGGUGUAAUAGAUGAGCACGAACCCGUGACCAUACGUUCAUGUAGCAUAUACUGAUCGACGCGAUAAGCGAACGGAACGUGCGAAUUAUACGGAAUUAAUUCGGAAUGCAACGGAAUAAACAAAUAUGUGCAAUGUAUUGAAAUGCUGAAACGAAACAUGACAAGACGAAGUCGUCGUCUUCGUCGAUUACUUUUCCUAUACCCAACGUACAUACUACAGGGAAAUAUUAGAAUUAUUUAUGAGUUUUAUGACGACCGAGUUACCAGAACAUUUCUCCUACCGCUGCCAAACGGUUCGGCGAAAUGUUUGAUACGAACAGACGGCGAGACGGCCUGAAAGCGAGACGAGAGUUGCCUGUUGGCUAUAUAGUUAACUCGUAUCAGUGCCCAGUGGUGUUCGACCGGUCGUUGGUCAAUGGUGUGGGUAACACCAUAUUAUUAUUAUAUUAUAUCGUGCGUUCACAAUUAUAAAGUAGAAAUUUUUAAACGGUGUAUCCUCUUCAAUUGGAUAUCGCGUGUGAAAGUUUUGUUUCAAGGUUCGUCAUUGUACCCAGUCGGAAUUUGAAUGAUAUAACCCCAAGCGACGAAUUUAAAGAGAACUGUAAAAUUUUUGUUGUUUUAUUGCAGUUAGUAGGUAUGCAAUGCUUUACUGCUGAGUCUUUCUAUUGAGUCUACUAUUAUUUUCUCGUCAUAGUAUUUCAAAUUCUAGAAGGACGCAUAACAAAACGAUUUCUUAAUGGCUUUGGCGUCUGAAAGUAAAGAAGUUAUAAUCCUACAGAAAGCGCAAAAAAAAGAUUUCACUUAUGUAAUGAAAUCUCUGUUAGCCGGAGGUGAGAUGUAAUAAAUAUUUGUUUGGUUAAUACUUAUGGUUAUGUUAAUUUGUAAUUAAUAGCAUAAUAUGAAAUUUUUAAUUUGUUUUAUAAGGUGUUGCUGGUAUGUGUUCAAAAACUGCUGUUGCUCCAUUGGACCGAAUAAAAAUAUUGUUACAAGCCCAUAAUAAGCAUUAUGCAAAUUUUGGUAAUUAUUGAACAUUUUAGAUUAAAUAUAUUUAACUGGUUGUCCCGCACCCGGCGUUGCCCGUGCCAAUUUUUAUUGUUAUUAUUUUACUCAUAUUCAUUUCAGAAUUGAAUAAAAACAAACAGGUGGAAAGUAGGUAGUCUACAAAUAUGUUCCAUUGUGCAAUUUGAAUAAUUUAAAUAAUAGUACUAAUAAUAAUUAUAAUAGUUUUAUUUUACGUGACAACUUAAUCAUCAUCCAUAACACCAAGGUAACCCAUGAAUAAACAAAAAUCAAUAAAUAAGCAAUUAGAUAUCUGUACCAAAUAUAUCUAAAAAUCCUUAUUUUACCCCCUUAGCUUAAUUGAAUUUUCAAAAAUCCUUUUUUAGUGGAUGUCUACAUCUUAAUAUCUUUCUGUGUACUAAAUUUCAGCCCAAUCCUUCCAGUAGUUUGUGCUAGGCGAUGAUGAAUCAGUCAGUCAGGAUAUGUUAUAUAUUUUAUAUACAUAUAGAUAAUUAUAAAUCAAUAUUAAGAUAUAAACAAUGUACAUUUUAUACUAUGUAGUACAAUAUUGUUCUACUAUAAGCCUCAAUUAACACGUGCAACUUAAAAACCAGAACUACAAAAAUAUUGGUAUGAAAUCAGUAUAAAAAUAAUAAGGAUACAUUUCACUCUAACCACUUUGAAUUGUCAGUUUUAAUAGCAAUCUUAUCAUAUGGAUGGUAUCAAAUAUGAAAUUUUGGUCAUUGGUGGUUGAGUUAUUUGUAUUGUGCAUCAGUGCAACAUAUUAACCACUUUCCGACUACUCAUUAAAAGCGUAUUUUGUUUAUUUUUAUAUUGUUAUUAUCAUUGUUUUUAUAAAUUAUGAAUUGUAAAUCAGUGGUCAAAUUGGAAAAAUAAAAAAAAAGGAUCAGAAAAAAUAAUUUACCUUGUAAUGAUUUAACUCAAUCUAAUCUGUGACUUUACUCCUACAAACAUUUUACACAACUCUUAAAACAUGAUUCAUAAUUUAGAUCUAAUACUCCUGGCUAAUUUUUUCUUGCAUAUUAAAUUAUUUUGGAUAAUAUACCUAUAUAUAUUAAUAUUUAUAAUUUAUUUCUGUAAAAUAAUUAAAUAAUAAGAGUGGAUGGGUCCACUCAUAUGCUGUAUCUGUCUUACAACCAUAUAACAUAAAAAAUUUGCAUUCAGUAGGACAACUGAUGCUGUUAGUUUUAAUAUUAGAGUCAAUUGACCUGUUAUCAAAUUUAAAGAUAAGAACAUUAUCUAUGCAAUUAUGCUGAUUUUUUUUUCGUUUUAAAUAUUUCAGAAUUGGCCCUUUGUCCCUAUAAAAAUAAAUGAAUAAUUAGUAAAGACAUAGUAAGAAAAUUGAGGAACACUCCUUCCAUCAAUUCAAGCAUUGUUUUUAAAUUUAUAAUGGAUUGAUUGAAACUAACUUGUAGUGUUCAAACUAAACAUUACACUCUAUUUAUGAUCAUCAUAUUGUGAAGUACAAUAAUCAAAAUAUAUUAUAGUAUUCAAAUUAUUAAAAAAAUAAUAAUCAUCGAAAUUCAGUUUAUUUUUGAUAAAAGUCAUUAUGUUUUUUUCCUGGAAGCUUCUUUAUCCAGAUAAGACCAACAUAAAUAUUUAUGUUGCCAUAAAGUUAUUAAAAUUUAUCUAAUAUAUGUAUUUUAUACAUUUACUUUUAAACAGCAUUGAAAAUAUUUGGUUUUAAUUGUUGGAUAAUUAAAAACUUAACUAGUAAAUAAUUGGUUAAUUUCUAUUAUUUGUGAUUCAUGAUUUAGGUACUUAAAUCAUAUGAUUAAAAUUAUUUUGUUUAUACCCAUUAUAGCCAUUAUAAAAAUGUACAAAGUUUAAUGCUUAUAUUUAAUAUAUUAUGUAAUAAUAUGUGUUAUGAAAUAGAAUAUUAAUUAGUUUAUAUGUAUUAUUUCAGGAGUAUUUAGUGGUCUAGCUGAAAUCAUUAAACGUGAGAGUUUUAUAGCAUUAUACAAAGGCAACGGUGCCCAAAUGGUGAGAGUGUUCCCAUAUGCUGCUAUUCAAUUCACAUCAUUUGAAUUCUAUAAAACUGUAAUAGUUCUAUUAACUUUUUUAAUUUGAAAAUGGUAUAUUUUAAAAUAGUAUUUUUAUUUUUAGCUUUUAGGAUCUAUUCUAGGUAGUGGUUCACAUAUUGGAAAAUUUGUAGCUGGUUCAUCAGCCGGUGUUACAGCAGUUACAAUUACAUAUCCUUUAGAUACAAUUAGAGCACGGCUAGCAUUUCAAGUGACUGGUGAACAUGUAUAUAAUGGCAUUAUACAUACAGCAAAAUCUAUUAUGCAAAAUGUACUUUGACAAAUGCAUGAUAUAUUAUGUUUAAAAUAUAUUGAUAAUAGUUUUAAUAGGAAGGAGGAGUAAAAGCUUUAUAUCGAGGAUUUGUUCCUACAUUAUGCGGUAUGGUCCCUUAUGCAGGCUUAACAUUUUUUUGUUUUGAAUUUAUUAAAAAAUUUUGCUUGAAAACACUACCAACAUGGUUUAGUAAACCAUCUGAUAAAGAUUCUGGUAAGUUUUUUAUAGAUAGAUGAAAGCUUUGGUGAAUUAUUAUUAAUCUUGUUUUAAAUAGGUGGGGCCGUACUUACUGUACCUGCCAAAUUGCUUUGUGGAGGAUUGUCUGGUGCACUUGCUCAAUGUGUUUCAUAUCCAUUGGAUGUCACAAGGAGAAGAAUGCAAUUAGCCACUAUGGAUCAAACCAGUGGAAAAUUUGGGUAAACAGUCUAAUUUAUAUAUUUUAUCAAUACAAUAUUUGUUUUUAGUUUUCACUUUAUAUUUGAAAAUAUAAUUUAAUACUAUUAUUAAUCUAAUCAUUUGAUUAUAUAAAUAUAUUCAGAUGUAAACAAUGAGAUAAUAUAGUUAAAGUUGUAUACUUUUAAAAAGUAUUUGUACUGUACAUUUUAUUUCAUAGCAUUAAUAAUUAUUUAAAUAAUUCAACUUAAUAUAAUUAAAAAUGAUUAAUUUUAAUAUUAAUUUAUUUUAUUAUUUCAGGCAUGGUAUGAUUAAGACAUUAGUAAAUGUUUAUCGCACUGAUGGUGUUACUAAUGGUUUGUAUCGAGGAAUGAGUAUUAAUUUCAUUAGAGCUGUUCCUAUGGUAGCAGUGUCAUUUUCUACUUAUGAACUUAUGAAACAGACUCUAAAUUUAGAUACUGGAGUUGAUUCCUAAAUAUUAUUUUUCAUUAUUAUUGAAUCUAUUUUUGUUUUAGUUUUAAUAUUUCUUAUGUUAUGCAAUAUUAUAAUUAUUAUGUGUUUUAUUUAUCAAAUUGUAUACGUUGUUGAUAUAAAAAUAAAUUAUUUUUAUAGAACUUGUUUUUUAGGUCUAGAAUAUUAAACAAAUUUACUAUUUAAAUAAAUCAUAUAAUUUGAUAACCAAAAUAAAUUUUUCUCACGUAAAAACAG
Messenger RNA from Cinara cedri, 4785 nucleotides. The record is from the annotation of a GenBank genome assembly. Lineage: Eukaryota; Metazoa; Arthropoda; Insecta; Hemiptera; Aphididae.